This is a messenger RNA of Funneliformis caledonium, 744 nucleotides long. NCBI's taxonomy places the organism in Eukaryota, Fungi, Glomeromycota, Glomeromycetes, Glomerales, Glomeraceae. The record is from the annotation of a GenBank genome assembly.
AUGCAAGAUAGGUCAAUAGUAUCAUUACCUAAUGUUGAGGGUUCAAUUCCAAAAACACUAAUGACUUCAUUGGACUCAAAUGAUCCUAAUUCGGACAAUAUGUUCUCUGAUUCGAAAGAGGUCAUAAUUCCUUUAUCACCAUUGAAAAGAGCAAUUACAACUAAUACGGAUAAUGGAUAUUUACCGGUUCAAGAUUCGGAUAGUAAAAGGAUUUCACGGGCAUCAUCUGGCUCAGAUUCAUUACCAUCCUGGGCUUACGCGUAUUAUACUCUUCCAUCAGACAGUAACAGGGAUACCCUUUUGCAAGAUAGAACAGAUGAAUCAGACAUAAUCAUGUCGGAAUCCUCUGCGGCAGCUGGCGUUGGAACGCCUGAUUAUAAUAAUAAGAAAAGCAAUUCUCAAAAAUCCCCUUCGAGUCGUAGUAAACCUUCUCGUUUUUCAUUUAAACUACCUUCAACGACAAGUUUUCAUACAUUAUCACAACGAGCAUUUCAUUACUCAAGGGAACCUUUUAAUAUAUGUCCAUUCGGUUCGGUUUUGUUUACGAUGGGAUUUAUAUUUCCGCCACUUUGGUGGUUUGGAUCCUUUUACCCUCGGCAUUUAAAAUCUACCUCUGAUUUUCGAUGGAAAAGAUACAAUCGAUUAAUGUCAAUUUUUUCGUUCUUCUUGAUAGCUGGUAUACUGGCUAUAACAAUUUGGUAUUUAAGAUAUUAUGUAGAACCGGAUGAAUUCAAAUUGGUAUAA